Molecule: messenger RNA, 5131 nt
Organism: Leptosomus discolor (cuckoo roller)
Lineage: Eukaryota; Metazoa; Chordata; Aves; Leptosomiformes; Leptosomidae
Source: RefSeq, a predicted model, not a curated record
GCAACAGGGAGAAGUUAAGAGAUGGAGGAUGUGGUGAUUGCAGGCAUAGCAGGAAAGCUGCCAGAAUCGGAGAACUUGCAAGAGUUUUGGGAGAAUCUGCUUAAUGGAGUUGAUAUGGUCACAGAGGAUGAUCGGAGGUGGAAACCAGGAAUUUAUGGACUGCCCAAGAGAAAUGGAAAGCUCAAGGACAUAAGCAAAUUUGAUGCAUCCUUUUUUGGGGUUCACCCCAAACAAGCUCAUACAAUGGAUCCUCAGCUUCGCUUGCUGUUGGAAGUGUCUUAUGAAGCUAUUUUGGAUGGAGGUAUUAGUCCAGCCACCCUCCGUGGCACAGACACAGGUGUAUGGAUUGGUGCCAGUGGGUCAGAAGCUGCUGAAGCCCUUAGCCAAGAUCCAGAAGAGCUUUUGGGAUACAGUAUGACUGGCUGCCAGCGUGCUAUGCUUGCCAAUAGGAUUUCCUACUUUUAUGACUUAACAGGACCAAGCAUAACUAUUGACACAGCCUGCUCCUCUAGUCUCAUCGCUCUGGAAAAUGCUUAUAAGGCAAUUCGUCAUGGGCAGUGCAGUGCAGCCCUAGUAGGAGGGGUCAACAUUUUGUUGAAACCCAACACUUCUGUGCAGUUCAUGAAACUGGGUAUGCUUAGUCCUGAUGGUGCCUGCAAGGCUUUUGAUAUUUCAGGAAAUGGAUAUUGUCGGUCUGAAGCUGUUGUUGUCGUUCUCUUGACCAAGAGAUCUAUGGCUAAGAGGAUUUAUGCCACAAUAGUCAAUGCUGGAAGUAACACCGAUGGCUUUAAGGAGCAAGGUGUGACAUUCCCAUCUGGAGAGAUGCAGCAGGAGUUGGUCAGCUCUUUGUACAGAGAAUGUGGUAUCAAUCCUGGAGAAGUGGAGUAUGUUGAAGCUCAUGGGACAGGCACCAAGGUUGGAGAUCCGCAGGAAGUAAAUGGCAUUGUAAAUGUCUUCUGUCAAUGUGAGAGAGCGCCACUGUUGAUUGGAUCAACCAAGUCAAACAUGGGCCAUCCAGAGCCUGCCUCUGGGCUUGCUGCGUUGGCCAAGGUCAUUCUCUCUCUGGAACAUGGGCUGUGGGCUCCAAAUCUUCAUUUCACUACCCCAAAUCCAGAUAUUCCUGCCUUAAAAGAUGGCUCUUUGGAGGUAGUUUGUAAACCAACACCAGUGAAAGGUGGCCUUGUCAGCAUCAACUCUUUUGGCUUUGGAGGUGCUAAUGCUCAUGUCAUUCUGAGGCCAAAUAAGAACAAACACCAGCCUCUGGAGACUUGUAACACGCCAAGACUGGUUCAAAUAUGUGGCAGAACCCAGGAAGCUGUGGAAAUACUAAUACAAGAGAGCAGAAAGCAUGGAGGAUGCAGCCCCUUUGUAAGCCUGCUCAGUGAUAUCUCUGCAGUUCCUGUGUCUUCCAUGCCCUACAGGGGCUACACACUAGUUGGUGCUGAGAGUGACAUAAAAGAGGUCCAGCAGGUUCAAGCAUCUGGUAGACCACUCUGGUACAUCUGCUCAGGCAUGGGAACACAGUGGAAAGGUAUGGGCCUGAGCCUUAUGAAGUUGGAUUUGUUUCGCCAGUCUAUAUUGCGCUCGGAUGAAGCUUUGAAGAACACAGGCCUAAAGGUCUCAGACCUGCUUCUGCAAGCGGAUGAGAAUACUUUUGAUGACACUGUCCAUGCAUUUGUUGGACUAGCUGCUAUUCAGAUUGCUCAGAUUGAUAUGUUGAAGGCUGCAGGUCUGCAGCCUGAUGGGAUUUUGGGCCACUCAGUGGGAGAACUAGCUUGUGGCUAUGCAGAUAACUCCUUAAGUCACGAAGAAGCCAUUCUCGCUGCUUAUUGGCGGGGACGAUGCGUUAAAGAGGCCAAAUUGCCCCCAGGAGGAAUGGCUGCUGUUGGUCUGACAUGGGAGGAAUGUAAGCAAUGCUGCCCUCCAAAUGUGGUACCAGCCUGUCACAAUUCUGAAGAUACUGUCACUGUUUCGGGGCCUCUGGACACUGUGAAUGAGUUUGUAGCCAAACUGAAAAAGGAUGGUGUGUUCGCAAAGGAGGUGCGCAGUGCUGGAGUUGCAUUUCAUUCCUAUUACAUGGCAUCUAUUGCACCAGUGCUGCUCAGUGCCCUGAAAAAGGUCAUUCCAUAUCCUAAACCUCGUUCAGCACGAUGGAUCAGUACAUCUAUCCCUGAAUCUCAGUGGCAGAGUGAUCUGGCUAGGUAUUCCUCUGCAGAGUAUCAUGUGAACAACCUAGUGAAUCCAGUGCUGUUCCACGAAGGUCUGAAGCAUGUUCCAGAGAAUGCUGUUGUAGUAGAGAUUGCUCCGCAUGCUCUUUUACAGGCUAUCUUGAGGAGAACAUUGAAACCAACUUGCACCAUUCUACCUUUGAUGAAGAAAGAGCAGAAAAAUAAUUUGGACUUCUUCCUAACACAGAUUGGAAAGAUUCAUUUAACUGGGAUAAAUGUUCUUGGAAACAACUUGUUCCCACUGGUGGAAUACCCUGUCCCAGUGGGAACACCCCUUAUUUCCCCAUACAUCAAAUGGGACCACAGCCAGGACUGGGAUGUUCCAAAAGCUGAAGACUUUCCAGCAGGUUCCAGAGGCUCUGCAUCUGCUUCAGUCUACAAUAUUGAUGUGAGUCCUGACUCUCCUGACCACUACUUAGUUGGUCACUGCAUUGAUGGCAGAGUCCUGUACCCAGCAACUGGGUACCUAGUACUGGCUUGGCAAACUCUGGCACGGUCUCUUGGCAUGGCCAUGGAGCAAAUGGCUGUUACGUUUGAAGAAGUCACAAUUCAUCAGGCAACUAUCCUUCCCAAAAAGGGAUCCGUACAGCUGGAAGUAAGACUCAUGCCUGCUUCCCACUGGUUUGAGGUGUCAGGGAAUGGGAAUCUGGCUGUGAGUGGGAAGAUUUCCCUCUUAGAAAACACUGCUCUGAAGAACUUCCAUAAUCAGCCAGUUGACUUUCAGACUCAAGUAGACAUAAGCUCGAAGUCUUGCCUCUUGAAAGAAGACAUUUAUCAAGAGCUGCAUCUGCGUGGAUAUAAUUAUGGACCAACUUUCCAGGGUGUUCUGGAAUGCAACAGUGAAGCAAGCACAGGGAAGGUUGUGUGGAAUGGGAACUGGGUAACCUUCCUUGACACCCUGCUACACGUGAUAAUCUUAGCUGAGACUGGGCGCAGUCUACGAUUACCCACCAGGAUUCGCUCAGUGUGUAUUGACCCAGUGCUGCAUCAAGAACAGGUGUGCCAAUACCAAGACAACGUAGAAGCUUUUGAUGUUGUUGUGGACCAUUGUCUUAAUAGUGUUAAAGCAGGAGGUGUUCAGAUCAAUGGUCUUCAUGCUUCUGUGGCACCACGACGACAACAGGAACGGAUCCCUCCCACCCUGGAAAAAUUUUGCUUUGUGCCCUAUACUGAGAGGAACUGUUUGUCUUCCAGUGUUCAUCUUCAUGCCUAUCUGGAGCACUGCAAAGAUCUAAUCCAGAACCUACAGGCUAAGGUGUCGGUGCAUGGGGUCAAAUUAGUCAUCCCUGGACUAGAAACUGCAGUGGUUGCUGCGGAGUCCUCACCUGUGCAGAAGGGCCUUCAGCAUAUCCUUGCUGAAAUCUGCCAUCUGGAACUGAAUGGAAACCUCCAUUCUGAGCUGGAACAGAUCGUGACUCAAGAGAAAAUGCACUUCCAGGAUGACCCCCUUCUCAAUGGAUUGCUAGAUUCUUCAGAGUUAAAGACUUGCCUGGAUGUGGCAUUGGAGAACAUGACCAGUCACAGGAUGAAGAUAGUAGAGGCUUUUGCAGGAAGUGGACGUCUGUUCUCUCGUGUCAAAAGUAUUCUGAAUACUCAGCCCCUGUUGCAGGUGGACUACAUUGCCACUGACUACAUCCUGGAAACUCUUUCAUCUAGUGAAACAGAGCUACAAGAUGCUGGAGUUUUGUUUAGCCAGUGGGAUCCAUCUAGCCUUCCCUCUGGAAAUCUGACCAAUGCAGACCUGGUGGUAUACAACUGUUCAACAAGUGCUCUAGGGAACACAGCUGAACUUCUUUCUAAUUUGGCAGCUGCAGCAAAAGAAGGAGGGUUUGUUUUGCUGCACACCCUUCUUAAAGGAGAAACUCUUGGAGAAAUUGUCAGUUUUCUCACAAGUCCGGAUCCACAGCAGAAACACAGCUUUCUGAGUGAGGCACAGUGGGAGAGCUUAUUCAGCAAAGCCUCACUGAAUCUCGUUGCCAUGAAGAAGUCAUUUUUUGGCUCAGUUAUUUUCCUAUGUCGCCGGCAAGCCCCUGCGAAAACACCCAUUUUUCUGCCAAUAGAUGAGACCCAUUAUAAGUGGGUUGAAUCCUUAAAGGAGGUCUUGACUGACCCAUCGGAGCAGCCUGUGUGGUUGACUGCCACCAGUUGUGGGAACUCGGGAAUUUUGGGCAUGGUGAACUGCCUCCGCCUUGAAGCAGAAGGCCAUAGAAUCAGGUGUGUGUUCGUUUCCAACUUGAACCCUUCAUCAGCUGUCCCACCCAUGAGUCUUUCUUCCCUGGAGAUGCAGAAGAUUGUUCAGAGGGACCUGGUGAUGAAUGUGUAUCGUGAUGGAAAGUGGGGCUCCUUCAGGCAUCUCCCGUUGCAGCAAGCACAACCUGAGGAGUUGACAGAAUGUGCCUAUGUAAAUGUGUUAACUCGUGGAGACCUCUCAUCUCUUCGUUGGAUUGUCUCUCCACUUCGACACUUCCACACAACUAAUCCCGACGUUCAACUCUACAAAGUCUAUUAUGCGUCUCUCAACUUCCGGGACAUAAUGCUGGCAACAGGAAAGCUUUCUCCAGAUGCCAUCCCUGGUAACUGGGCUUUGCAGCAGUGCAUGCUGGGCAUGGAGUUCUCGGGACGAGACCUGGCUGGAAGAAGAGUGAUGGGAUUGCUGCCAGCAAAAGGGCUGGCUACAGUGGUGGACUGUGACAAGAGGUUUCUGUGGGAGGUGCCUAAAAACUGGACUCUGGAAGAAGCAGCUUCAGUGCCUGUGGUUUAUGCCACUGCUUAUUAUGCUUUAGUGGUUCGAGGUGGUAUGAAGAAGGGUGAGAGUAUCCUUAUUCACUCUGGCUCAGGAGGUGUCGGACAAGCAGCCAUUGCCAUUGCCCUGAGCAUGGGCUGCCGUGUGUUUGCUACUGUGG